Messenger RNA from Solea senegalensis (Senegalese sole), 4587 nucleotides. RefSeq names its product sorting nexin 1a (gene snx1a). NCBI's taxonomy places the organism in Eukaryota, Metazoa, Chordata, Actinopteri, Pleuronectiformes, Soleidae. The transcript has 15 exons. Gene Ontology annotation, biological process: early endosome to Golgi transport; intracellular protein transport. Gene Ontology annotation, cellular component: endosome membrane; endosome. The record is from RefSeq and is a predicted model, not a curated record. The coding region runs from base 123 to 2486 and encodes 787 amino acids. Gene Ontology annotation, molecular function: phosphatidylinositol binding.
AGAAGCGGUAACAGCAGCAGCAGUGAUUCGGCCUCAGUGCUUCGCUCUGCCCGUCUGUGUGCGUGUGAGAGCGGCGAGCGCCUGACGUUACCUCCCCUUGUGUUAUUGAAAAAAGAUUGAAGAUGGCGUCCAGCUCGGAGCGCAGUCCUCCUCCGUUCCCCGACUCCGAGGACCAAGAUGUGCUGGACUCAGAAGAAGUUGGAGGCCGAGAAAGUGAUGAGGACGACGGGGAGGACCUCUUCAUGAGCACGAGCGAACAGCCACUGACUGAAAUGGACACUACCCUGCCAUCGGCCACUCAACCCAGCGACGUUUUAAUGAGUUCCCCCCUUGACAUCAUGAGCGAUCCGUUAAUUGAGCCGUUCAGCAGCCCAGUGGAAAACAAAUCAGCUGGUGAAGUUGUCAGUGAACCCUCGGAUGAUUUUGUUGACCUGACAAACAACGUAACCGAACCCGCCGCAGACGGAGUUACAACUGAAGCAAACGAUUCAGCUGCAAUCUCCUCUGAUGAUUUCUUUGACAUACUGGGAAGUGAAAGUGAGGCACUGCGGGAGGAAGUGGUGGUAGUGGAUGACAAUGCUGAAGCAGCAGCAGCAGCGGGUAAAAGUGAAGUGACAGGAAGUGUCACAGAUCCACCUGGCACUGGAAAACAGGAAGUAAAAGAAACGUCCACUGCUGCAGUUGUCGACAUCAGUGGUGAUUCAUCAGCCAGUGACACACAGCAGCCAUCUGGCAUUGAUAAAAUUGUUAACCCUCUGGUUGACCUCCUUAGUGAUGCUCCUCCCUCUGCUGAUGCCAAAAAACCCAGCAGGGCAGCAAUGGAUUUGUUUGAGGACGAGGGGAGCGACUUGUUUGCAGAACCACGGCAGACCAAAUCCGCCAAGCAGCCUCAGAAAAGCCUCUUUGGUGAACCGGACGAGGAUCUGUUUGGUGAGCCGCUGGGUGCCGCGAAGAAGAAGAGCAUCAAUAAAGAACACAAGGACAAAUCUGUCACAAUCAAAGCUGCUGCUGUCAACAAUGCAGGGCCACUGCAAGAACCUGCUGACCUCUUCAGUGAAGAAGCCGUCACCACGGCACCCACCAAGAGCAACACCAGCACUGUCCAAUCUAAGACCAACGGAGUCCACUCUGAAGAGGAGGCAGACAUCUUUGCUGCAGAAGCCACAGUGGAGCUUUCACUUGACAGUCCGCGGAGCGAGAGGAAGAAGAAGAAGGAGGAGGAGGAGGCGGACAAACCGUCUGCCUCUGCCCCCUCACUGUCUGUCGCUGCCAGCCUGGCCAAGACACAGCCUGCUGCCCUUGAGGAGCUGGAAGAAGAGGAUGAAGAGGAACAGGAAGACACAUUUGACAUUUUUGUCUCUGUCAAAGACCCUGAAAAAAUAGGUGACGGGAUGAAUGCUUACAUGGCCUAUAAAGUAUCCACACAGACCACGCUCGCCAUGUUCCGCAACAAAACAUUUACAGUGAGACGGCGCUUCAGCGACUUCCUCGGCCUCUAUGAGAAACUGUGUGAAAAACAUGGACCAAAUGGAUUCAUCGUGCCUCCACCACCAGAGAAAAACCUCCUGGGUAUGACGAAGAUGAAGGUAGGAAAAGAAGAUUCCUCGUCCACAGACUUUGUUGAGAGACGACGAGGCGCCCUGGAGAGGUAUCUCCAGAGGAUAGUCAAUCAUCCUUCACUUCUCCAAGAUCCAGAUGUCAGAGAGUUUUUGGAGAGAGAAGAACUGCCCAGAGCAGUGAGCACUCAGGCUCUGAGCGGUGCUGGCUUCCUUAAAAUGAUUAACAAAGCAACAGACGCUGUCAGUAAAAUGACCAUCAAGAUGAAUGAGUCAGAUGUGUGGUUUGAGGAGAAACUGCAGGAGGUUGAGUCUGCUGACCAACAAUUCAGGAAGCUGCACGCUCUGGUGGAAUCCCUGGUCGUCCACAGGAAAGAACUGUCUGUGAACACGGCCAGUUUCGCCAAGAGUACGGCUAUGCUGGGCAGCGCGGAGGACAACACUGCUCUGUCCCGAGCUCUGUCCCAGCUGGCAGAGCUGGAGGACAAAAUGGAGCAGUUACACCAGGAUCAGGCUACAAAUGACACCUUCAGCUUUGCCGAGCUCAUUGCAGACUACAUCCGCCUGCUCGGAUCCGUGAGGGCCUCGUUUGAUCACCGCAUGAAGGCGUGGCAGCGUUGGCAGGACGCUCAGACCAUGCUGCAGAAGAAGAGGGAGACCGAGGCCAAACUUCUGUGGGCGAACAAGCCGGACAAGCUGCAGCUGGCUAAAGAGGAGAUCGCUGAGUGGGAGGCCAAAGUGACACAGUAUGAGCGGGACUUUGAAAGAGUUUCCACCACUGUGCGCAAGGAGGUCCUUCGCUUUGAGAAAGAGAAGGCCAGGAAUUUCAAAUUACGAAUAAUCACAUACUUGGAGUCUCAACUUCAGUCUCAACAACAGCUGAUAAAAUACUGGGAGGCUUUCCUGCCAGAAGCAAAAGCGAUCGCCUAAUGGUCGAGCACCAGCCUUUUUUUGGAUGCCACAGCCGGCCGCCUUUUUCUUAUACACUUUACCUCUUUUGCCUUUAAACCAAGGAAAACAUGUGCAUUGUAAAGGGAGAUACAAUCAACCAGUUUUGUUUUUUUUAAAUCACCUUUAACUUCAUAGCUCUGUAUUCUAUUGUAGUAAUAAUUGUAUAUUUUCAUUUAACCUUUCACAAAUAUUUUCUUAUGAGAUUAAAAGUUUGCAUAUACAAAGUUAUGGGACGUAUCAAAGAGGAGAUACAAUUCUAGAUUAAUUAUUCCACCGAUUUGUUUUCACGAGAGAAGGGAAAUAAAGCGAGUCCGUUGUUCUCAGGAUUUUCUCCCUCGUGUGAUCAUGUGAUCUCCUUCUCGUCAGCAGAGGUUAAUCGUUUACAGCGCGGCUGCUCUAUCAUCACAUAUUUGUGGGGACCUGAGAUGAAGGAAGUGGCCAAGAAUCUUCAUCCAGUUUGUUUUUUUCUGUCUUUUUUUUAAUGGCUUAAAGGGAUAAAUUACAGAUUGAAAAAAGAUAAUUAUUAGCACUUCCACGAGGUGGAUAAAGUACAUUUCUUUGGAAAAUAAAACAGUUUAUGUGGUGGGGACUGGGUGGAGGGUGAAGAGGCAGUAGAUUAGUAAGAGGUGGUUAAAGGGUUGCAUUGUACCAUAGGUGAAGCUUUCAGGGUUAAUGUUUUAGAUUUGAUUCAUAAUAAUUGUGCAGAAUUUGCUCUUAAAACUACACGUGUUGGUGCCUUUUUUUUUGAAAAAGCCUGAAAGGUGUUUUUUGUCUGCAGAUGCCAAAUUAAAUCUGGUUUGGGAGAAUUGGUACAGUUCUUUUCCACAACAGCCAUAAAGAAUACUGGUGUUUUUACAGUUAAGUCACUUUACUACAGAUUAAAAACAUUUUUUUUCAGGUCAUUUCUUUUGCUUCACUACCUGCCAAUUAAUCUGCAGAGACUUGAAAACAUGUAAUCCCACACAGGCUGAAGCUGCUUCAUCAGUGUGUGCUAAUAAUAUACACCAGGCACUUCAAUUACCAGGCAGUGACGAAUAACUUGGUCUGAGAAGUUAAUGUUUCUAAGAUAAUGUCUGGAAGGUAGGAUGUGAAUUAGAAAUGUGGUUGGUUGUCAUCAUGCUGAGCUUCUAAAGUGACGUAAGACGUAUGUUCAGUGUAGCUUGUGUUGGUUAGAUUUUCAGUGCUUUAUUCCUGAUGGAAAAUACACAAUAUCCCAGAGUGACAUUGUGAAAUGUUAUCGGCUUUGGUCCAAAAAGGCACACUAAAGAUUGUGAAGUGUCGGGCUGUCUUCAUUAGCGUCUCCUGUGGAUGAAGUGAAGUAUAGUUCUGUCCAGUUUUACUUUGGGCCAAUGAAGGCAGGGGAAACUACACCUCACAUCCAAACAGCUUUCUUGGAAAAACUAACUGUAUUUGGUUAGGAAACCCUGUCUGUACAUACAUUUGUUUACUAGAAUCCACAGGGUACAUUUUUAAUUUCCACGGAGAUGAAACAGAAUAAAAAGUAAAUCUGCACUUUUGAGAGUGGCACCAGCAAAUGGUCUUUUUUUUUUUGAUUGAUUCAUGAAUUCAUUAUUUUAGCAAUUAAGAUCACAGACAGCAUUAAAAACACUGGAAUUGUCCUGUAAAAUCCUCUCUGAACACAAAUUACUUUUGAGAGCUCACAGUUCACACUGACCAUGUCACAGUGAACCUAAUAAUGCUUCCCUGCUGGUUCCGUGUGCAGCUUUAUAAACUGGAUUUAUAUCAAACUUGUGUCACAGCAUGUUUCAGGAUGCCAUCUUGUGAUUACAGCUUUAAUUUCACGUUUCCACACUUGCACUAAAGCCGUGCAGCCGUGAUGCCACACACGCACACACACGUUUUAAGACGUCAAUAAACUUGCAGACAUUUCUUUGCACUUGUUUUUGAUUGUUAAUCGAUUGCCUUUUUUUUCCUAACUGUCGCCAAAUUGGAAGCGGCUGUUCCUUUUUUACUCUUUAUGUCGUCACUUGUCAACACGCAGAGCAAUGUCCGCGACGUGCACUGUCAUAGAAAAAUCUUUUAAAACAAAUCAAUAAAAGUUGCACUAUUUACACUUGGA